AUGAAUAACACACUGGAAGACAUACACACCUCUGGCUGCCUCGGAGAGAAAGCAGAGAUUUUUGGGAGUGGGAAGGGUAAUGUGAGUGGCUUUUCCAGCCCAUCCCUCAUCCCUUUGCAUGCUUCUUUACAACCACCAAAUGCCCAGCUCUCCAAGACUGCUGUCUGCAAAGGAAAUAGGUAUGGUUUAUUUCUCCUUUGGAAUGGCUGGUGUGAAUGAGUGUUAUUUAAUGUAUUUAUUUUUUGCCAUUAUAUUUUUCAAUUAACUGUCUAAAACACAAACCUCAUAAAUGUGUUAGGAAUAUAAAUCCCAGCAUUUUAUCCAAGGGCCUCAGCAUAUCUAUCUUAGUUUAUACUGUAAGUCACUACUUGAAGUUAAUCUUUAACAUAUGUGAUUAGUGAGCUCAUACAAUGUGCUCUCCUACAGAGGAAUAGUACAGCCUUUGUGUUCGCAGCAGCAGGGCACAGAGGUCCCAUUUAAAACAAGCUGUAGACUUUGUACCUGUAAACACUUGUGGUGAACACACAACUGUCAACGAGAGGAUAGUUUUACCCAAUUUUGAUAGUACACUGAAAGAACUGGACUCGAAUCAAGCACCUGUUACUUUGCUGCUUGUAAUUAGUAACUUAGUAACUGCUGUGUGUUUACAGAGCAGUAAGGAAAUGUCAAUGUGAGCCACCUUUUACCAUUCAAGGCCUUCACACAUAAACUGUGUUAAAUCUCAAUUUCAUAUCUUCUCAUGCUACUACUGGAGAAUGUGUUGACGCUUUUGUCAGCCCGGUCAUUCCCACACGGACAGGGUUGUUUUUUUCUGCUUGAUUUUGAUGUGAACGGAUUAAACGGACACGCUUGCUGCGCUUUGAGAAGUAAACAACAUAACAGCCAUCAUGGCCGCUCUCUCAUACAGACACUAUCAGAAAUCCAUGUCAGAUUAACAUAAGGAUUAUACACUGUAUUUCAGUUGUGGAUUCACUAUGCAAUGCAUGAAUGGGGCAACACGGGUAUACAGAUUGUAGCCUAUACAGAAUGUAUAGAUGGUGUAUCGCCAAACACUGUCUUGAUUAAUGUCACGUUUACUGGGCUUAAUGCAAACUUGGAGAGAGCUAGGCUCCAAAGUGCUAUUUCUAAGCGGCCUCCUCUGAAGUGAAGGGUGCAUUGUUAUCUAUUGUUUUAUCAAAUAUCUGUUUGUCCCUCUGCUGGGUGUGUCGUCUGACUGGCUGAGGGGGGGGGGGGGGGGGGGGGGGGGGGCGCAACAUAGUCGCAGGCAUGGCCAGUGUCACUGUCUGUCAGCCAUGUCUGUCUGUCUGAGAGUAUCACCUGUUCAGUCAUACUGAUCCCCUCGAAUGUACAGAAGACACAUUGUCCUUAACAAAGACCCUAACAAUAGAGAGGAGGUAUAGAACACAAGCUGGCCAUACUCAAGCUUCAGUUUGGGUAUAGACUGUAAAAUCUGAUAUCUCAGGUAGAGGCUAAGGAGAUCCCAUGACUCUCUCGGUAGGCUCCAGUCAGACAGCCCUCCAGCAAUCUAAUAUACAAUCCCAAUGACAUUAGCAUGGCUGCCUCUGUUUUAUAUACUUCUUCUUUCCCUUUCUCCAGGAAGAGUAAAGAGGGAGAGGAGUCUCUGCUGGCUGCCCCAGUUCCAAACCCUUUCCCAGAACUCAUUCCCUCAACCGUCUCAUCCCUCGUCUCUGAUUGUUUAUUACCCUGGACCAAAAGCGGCCCAACUCAA
Coregonus sp. 'balchen' is the source of this 1729-nucleotide messenger RNA. NCBI's taxonomy places the organism in Eukaryota, Metazoa, Chordata, Actinopteri, Salmoniformes, Salmonidae. The record is from the annotation of a GenBank genome assembly.